UGACCAAACUGGGAGGAGGAGCCGUGGGCUCGUGCGAUGCCCCUUCUCUCUCCCUCCCUUUCUCGCUCUCCUUCGUAUUCUUUUCAAGAGAGGAUGAAAAAAACGGAGCGCGACGGGGGGAGCUGCUGGUGGUGCUGCGCGAGCGGAAAGGCGUCAUUUUAGCCCAAAUACGAGUCACGCAAAGAGCGGCACGAGCGUCGGCGAACACACGCCGUGCAAAGAAAGCAAAGCAAAGGAAAGGGGGUGGCGCCGUAAAAACGUCAAAAACAACAUUUUAUUUUUUGCCGUGGUGUGAAGGGUACGAGCGUCGGUUUCCUUUUCCACUCCGUCCGCAUCACCACCACCACCACCACCACCACCAUCAUCAUCAGCAGCAGCAGCAGCGGCAGCAGCAAUAACAAACAGCAAAGCAACCUGGAUGGCUGCGUCUUUCUUAAUGAUCUACCGCACGAGGCAUCGGCAGGGCUGCGGCGAAGGUGCGCGAUCGCCCGCGGGCGUCGUUUUCACGCGCGGCUGUCAGUGAAGCGCCUCCCAAAGCCGUCGCGUGCGCUUCCUCGCUGAGGAUCCAGGGGCAGGCCGCCGUCCCAAAUCUGUCUUCAUUUGAACGAAGAGCAUGACACUGUGUCCUGAUCACCGGAACUCCACAUCGGUUGAAGUUUAACCGCGUUAGAAGCAAAACAAAGGCCGGAUCUUCUUUCAGUGAAUCUCUGGAGACCCCCAAACCGGGCGAUGGAUAACGCAGCAGUCAGUCUAAAUACGAAUAAAUUGCACCUGGCUGAAAAGCUAAUUCAUCGCAGGGGAAAGGACGCAGGAUGUCAAAGGCACACAUUUGAUAGUGGUUACUUUCACUUCGCACCCACUUCUAAGCGAACAUUGGCCUGUGAAUUGAUGAACCUCAGCUUUGAGAGCCAAUAGAAACCAAUAAGGAUGAAAAUGCGACGCCACAGAGUGUUUUUACUUUGCACCGUGGGGCUGUGUGUCAUUUCUUUUCUACACUACUACAAGGCCCUGCAUUACGUGUCUCUGCUACGGGAACUUACAGCACCCUACCCAAACAUCAAGUCCUUUAUAAUGGUGACUGGAUUCUUUUGGAAAGAGAAGGCCACUCCACUGUCUAGUGCCUCUCCAGAAGAGGCACCCCCACCUGUCAUCAGACCCUCAGAGACCAGGCACCGGGCUCAGGAAGGAACCAGGGGCAUGGGUGAAGGAGUGAAGUUGAACAUCCCUGAAGAACCAAGAGCACCACAGCCUUGGGUGAGACCAGAGGAAGUGCAUCAGAAGGGUCCAGACCCAGGGAAGGAAGACACGAAGUUGAUCAUGUGGCAACCCAGUAGUACAGUGCGACAACGAUUGGACCUUGCGAGAUCAAAUGCUCCCAGCAUGGUAGUGAAGAAGCAGGAACCCCAGCAUGCAUCAACUCCAGACCCAGUCAUGUUUCUAGGUGAUUUACACAAGCGCCGCAUCACCCUCUACGAGGACAGCACCCCGUACUUUGUCCGAACCAAAGCUGGCGCUCUGUGUUUCCGGCAGGGGACAGAGAUAGUGCCCCCAAGAGAUGAUUCUGGGGCGAUCAAAGGUAAGCCUACUAGGAGCAUCUUGCAAGUUGCAGAGGACUCAAAUAUCCAAACAAAAUUGGUGGAAGACCCCGGUUCCACCAGAGUUAAGCCCAAACGUGGCAAGCGUCUUGUGAAGUGUGUAUGCCGUUCCGGUUGGCAUGGACCCUACUGUGGCGUGCCUACAAUGGUGUACCACUCAAACCUGCCCACCAAAGAGAGACUGACCCCUCGUGAAAAGCCACGGCGUGUCAUUAAUGCCAUCAACAUCAACCAUGAGUUUGACCUGCUUCAUGCCCGAUUCAAUGAGCUGGGUGAUGCCGUUGACCUCUUCCUUGUAUGCGAGUCCAACUUUACAGCAUAUGGAGAGAGGCGCCCGCUGAGCUUUCUGCAGCUAUUGCUCAAUGGCACUUAUGACUACAUGCAUCGUAAGAUCCUUUAUGUGUUCCUCGACCACUUUCCCGAUGGUGGCCGGCAGGAUGGCUGGAUUGCCGAUGACUAUCUUCGCACUUUCCUUACACGGAAUGGCAUGAGUCGAGUGUUAGGUGCACGGCCUGAUGAUGUUUUCCUCAUAAAUGACGCUGACGAGAUCCCGGCCCGCGAGGGCAUUCUUUUCCUCAAGCUUUUUGAUGGCUGGACUGAGCCGUUUGCCAUCCACAUGCGCAAAUCUCUCUAUGGCUUUUUCUGGAAGCAGUUGGGUUCUCUUGAAGUGGUUUCAGGAUGCACAGUAGGGAUGCUCAAGGAGGUCUAUGAAAAUGACGGUAUCCGCUUGCGCCGGCGCGAGUACUACACCUUGCCUAAUUUCCGCAGAUAUGAGAAUGACACAGGACACAUCCUGGUGCAAUGGUCAGUUGGAAGUCCUUUUCACUUUGCCGGGUGGCAUUGCUCCUGGUGUUUCACACCUGAGGGCAUUCACUUCAAACUUGUAUCUGCCCAAAAUGGUGACUUCCCCCGUUGGGGCGACUAUGAGGACAAGCGGGACCUUAACUACAUUCGUGAGCUUAUCCGUACUGGGGGUUGGUUUGAUGGCUCUGUGCAGGAAUACCCUCCUACGGACCCUAAAGAGCACAUGUAUGCCCCCAAGUACAUGUUAGAAAACUAUAAGAGCUAUCGUUAUCUGCUGGAGAACCCUUAUAUUAAGCCUGCUCUGAAUGGGGGGUAAGGAAGAAAAAAGGUGGGGUUUAGAUGUAGUUCAUCUGGAUAAUAAUGGAAAAUAGGGUCCUGUGGAAGUUAUCAGGGGAGGAAAAGAACCAAACUCUGCCUACAUCCCUUUUCCCCUUUCUUACUUAUUGGACCAAACCCCAAAGGUUUAUUACCAUUAUCCAGUCCCUGGCAGAAAAGCGUGGGACCAGCCAUGGCAAUGGAUGAACAUAAGUGAUUUUGUUUUGUUUGUUUGUUUCUAUUGCUGUUUGGUAAGUGGACAUGCAGAAUCCAUCAAGUGACUGUAUCAGACCACUCCAUAAAUUAAGAAUUUAUUACACUAUGACAUUUGUGUGAUAAGAUAAAGAGAAAGAGUGUGUGUUUGUGAUUGGCCUUCACGGUUCUUGGUGCACUCCUAUCAUUUUUGCUUGCAGUUUUGAAAAAUGAAAACUAACUAUACAGAUUUAUCUUAUAUAUUUGAAUCUUUUUUUAAAAAGCACACUAGGCUGAUUGUGGCAGUCAGUGGAUCAAUUUCUAUAUGAAAGAGAUAAAUUGAAAAAGAGUUCUAAGUUUAAUUAGUAUAUGAAUGUUUGAAACAUGGGGUUAAGUUAAUGCAGCACUUUCGGGUCAGACUUGGCUCCGAUUGCCGAAGGCAGUGUGGUGAUGUACUUUUGCACUCGUGGCCGAUAGCAUGAAGUGCACUCCGAGGGUUCAGUUAUGGAAAACGAAAGAUGGCAUUCUCAGUCAUGCAUGCAGAAUAGAAAGGGAAAGAAGAAGAGAAAAAAGUUGGAGCAGGGAGUACAGGGUAGAUAGAAGUGGACAAGAGGCCAAGAGUAGGUCUGUCCGUUCCCCUGCCUACGUAGAACCCAAUACAUUAUGAAUGGUGGUAAUGUGCAGCACAGCAGGAGACCAUUAGAGUUGAAGAGCAGGCCACAGAGGAGAAAAAAAUAGUCCUUAUUUUUCCUAUCUAUCCUUCUCUCAGUGCUCAUCUUUUUGUCGUAAGGCAGAUUUUGGCAUUUUAAAAUAUUUGCUGUGGAAAGGCAACAAAAAAAAAACACAAUUAUUCGAAAUGUCAACAAACUCUUGUGACAAACCCAUUUGAGUUUGAAUGAUUUUUUUUUCAGCAUUAUAUGGAAUGUUAUGGAAAAGUAUUAGAGUUACACAUCAUCCAAAUUUUCAUGUCCAUUUCUUGUCCAAAAAAACGCAAAAAGCAGGACAGCCUGGAAUGGGAAUACUAUGAAUAUGAUUAAAAUUGCUGGGAAAUGGACAGAUUCAAAUGGCCAGUGGUAAAUACUCCUUACAUCAGGUGCUGUGGGUGGUGGAAAAGUCGGGGCAGCCAAGUGAAAGAAAAUGCACAUACUUUGCAAUAUAGAAGAAAUUCUCAACGGAUACGUGUUCGACACAACAUUUUUCAUUAUAAACAGAACCUAUGGGACCGCACGGCUAGCAGUUUUCAUACGAAGUAAAAUCUGUGUAUGGUCUAUCAUAUAUCAUUUUUGAUGGAACCAAGCUGCUGGUGGCAAAAUCUGGAUAUACGGAUAAAGUCGAUAAGAAUGUUGCUAUCUACAGAAGACACGGCCAAAUUAUUUCUCAUAUUAUCUUCUCAAGCAGCAGUGUGUUGUGUCAUUGUGGAAGUGUGAAAAGCGGGGUAGUAAACUAGUAGUGAUACGAAGGGAGGUACAGGGAGAAAAAGAGGGAGUGAGCGAGAUCAGCAAAAUCCCAGCAUUCAAUUGAGGUCACAAAGUCCUUAGCAUGGGGCGUCCACAUCCCGUGUGUGUGUGUGUGUGUGUGUGUGUGUGUGUGUGUGAGAGAGAGAGGCAGAGCUCCCUGCUGCAGCAAAACCACUCAUGAGUACCAAACGAAAGCAAAGCAAAGAACAGACACAUUUUCUGUGCAUUUUUGCUUUUAACUAAAUAACCAUGGUUCCUGCCAUGUUUCCUGUUCCACAGUGCAUCCUUUUUUCUGUCAAAACUUCUCACUGAAUUUGACACACACGCACACACACACAAAACAAUCACAUUCCCCUCCCUUGUUCAUCUUCCUUGCCAGCUUUUGAGCUUUCCCUGACUGCCAAAAAUAACCUCGGCUUAAUGACGGUGGGAUUUUUCACCUCCUCCUCCCUCACCCCCACAUGAGUUGUUUGUGUAUGGUUUGUACCCUCCUCUGUCUUCACAUCAGAGGAUGAUGAGGGUUUGAUGGGCAUCGUGCUCUACCGGGCACACCAAGCUCUCCCCUGCCGUGUCAGGCUGGGCUGUUUCCAUGGUGACAUGCCAUCCUGCCUGCAAAGUGAACACCAUUCAGAACAAUGGGGCUACGUUUGCAUGACUGAAUGAAACUUCGAUCUGAGUGAAAGGGCUUUAUCACUUGUUUAAUAACCUGUUAAACAGAUAAAUAAAUUGCAGUGUACACUUUGAAAUCAGAAUGAUUAGCAUGGAUCUAAAAUCCAAUCGAAUUAGCAUGCGCUCCGUGCAGGUGCAUUUUGCUGAUAAAUUUGGUAGCUGCUGAAAAUGGACGCAUCAGAGCCACAAUUUUGAAGUAGAAUUUCCCUGAACAUGAAAUCUUUAAGUAAUGACUUUAGGUAAUUCAACUACUUUUUGCAGAGAACACCUAAAACACUGAGCUACCAUACGCUACUGUUAUAUCAAUGACACUUAAUUCCACGCCUUCUAUACAUAGUGGAUUAUACUGUAUAAAACAUGCUCGUAAAGAUCGAUUGGUAUUUGAUGUAAGCAGUUAUUCUUUUACAGUUGAAAGAGAUCAGUGAAACUCCUUAGCACAGCUUUAUUUUAUGACCAUAAUUAGACUAUUAAAACAUUAGACUAUUAUCAUUAGUUAAAAUGUAGAAAAUUUUUCACUAUUAAUUGGCGACAUUUCAACUUUCAUGUUAGAAUGAAGGACUCAAAAAUCCUGUUGAUGAUCAAAUGUUGUCCCUGUUUUGAAAACCGUGGCUUCACGUUCCACACUUGGUUUGAGUUCUGGGAACGGAUUGAAUUCUUUUUGCUUGACUGAAACCUGUACUUGUUGUGAAACAGAGCUCCAGUGACUCAGAGAGGAGGAGACAUUAGGAUGUGUUUUUGCAAGCCUGCUCUCUCAAAUAACUGACUGAAAUCUGAAGAAGGAUGCUCUAGAUGCCUGUGUUCUGCUGUCAUCUUUGCUUUCUCUGUGUUACUGACGUAGUUUCUCAUUCCCCCAAGUGUGCACUUGCUCUGAGCGUUGAGCCAGAACAGCAAGAGGAUUAAGAGGAAGCGCAUUAAUAGCGUCGCCCUCUAAGCUGCUACGUUCGGGACAAAGCUCCGCUGUGCCCUGUCACAUCUGCAAUGCAGCAGUGCUGUGUUUACAACGGGGAUCCUGGAUCCUAACACGCGUUACAGAUGCAAACGCACAGCUGGAAAUGCGCUCACUUUGGUGACACGUCAGCCAAAGUGAGUCACUGUUGAACGGUAACAUGUUUAAAAUACUUCUAUACUUCCGGGCUAUGCUUCAUUCAGAAAGAAUGAAACCCCUGUGGACUACUCUCACUCGGUUCCUCCUAAGCACGUGAUUUUUGCCACUUUCUUGUAAACUAGCAUCAUCAUAACAGGUUACUUAACUAGUAACCAGCUUCACUAGCAAGCUAACUGGCACUUUUACUUCAGAGCUAGCUUGAUAGUGUUACUAGAUUUAAUAACACACAAUAGUUUUUCUAACAACAUAACAUUAGCUUGCUUGCCAGCAAAAUUAGCUAUUGCUCUUCAUGAAAGUUAGCAUAAUAUUAAUCUGGACAAUUAAGUAGCUGUUUUUCAUUACAGGUGUAAUUGUUAGCCUAAAGUUUGCCAGCAUUUAUUGGUGAGCUUUUGGGUUGGGUUUAACAAUAGAACUGUUAGCUUAUGUUUUGUCUGUGACAUACAUUAUGUAGUGAAAUAGUUAGCAUAAUGCCAGCUAGCUUGCUAGCAAAACUGACUCCUUUGCUUGUUACAGUAAUACAAAAAUAAUGUGCUAUAAUUAUCUUGAUAUUAUCACAAUGGCUAUUUGUAUCCUAGCUUUAACUAGUUUUAAAAUGGUUUGCCUCCUUGUUUUGGCUGCUUCUUAGCUGCCUUCUUGUUUUGGCUGCUUAGUUACUUCUUGGCUGUCUUUUUUUUCUUAAGAUGUUUCCAGCAUUUUGACAUUCAGCAUCGAAUAGAUCAGCUUUCAAGGAUCCCCACAAUAUUUGGGUACCCAGGCAAUUUCCCGUUCUAUAGAGAUGUUCAAAUUAAAAUAUAAAAUCUACUCUUGUUGUGACCGGGACAUGAAACUCCCUCAGGCAAAAACAGGACGUGCGCGACAUGACCAGAUUAUGAUGAUCUGAUACGGUGACAGAGAAGAUAAGUGUAAGAAUUGCGCCACAGGAAAUCUUUGCCAGCGUAAUAUAAACUUCCACAGGCAACUGAAAUCAGAAAUAUGAUUCUCGGUGCUGAUGGAGAAGGGGGAGGGUAGAAAAGCCUUGAUGUUUUCAGUUUGGAAUGUUGGCUAAGAGAAGAAAACUGCUUCGCUUUAGCUUCUGACAUGCUGAAUGUAUAAGAUGUUUAAAGUGAAGUUGUGAUGUUCUCUUGUCUAUUUUAUCCAGAAGUCUUCAUGUACAAACCCACAAGUUUAUUCUUUUUGCAUGCCUUAAUCACUCCUCUUUAAAACAAGCUUUACGGAUUCUCCGAUUCUGAUCCGUCGGAAUUUGUUUGAGAUUCUAACAUUCAUUUAUUUAGUAACUAAAACUAAAAUGCGCACUUAUAAAUGUGUUCUCUGUCAUUUGUACUUACAAAAGAAUGGCUUUCGAGGGAUUUCAGUUCAUCGCUUAACAGAUAAGGUGCAUUUUAUUGGCUUAAAAAGAAAAACUGAAAGAGAGACCGUUUCUAGCUGUCGAAGAUUAUAAGAAGAUCAAACCUCUUGCAUGGAUGUUUCAUUGCAACAAAAUUAUAAGCAGAUAUAAAGUUUUCUGUGAUUGUUGUUUAUUAAAUAAAAAAAUGUUAGAAUUAGGAACUUGCUGUGGAAUGAGAGGAUUUAACCACUUCUGGACAUGUUGUCAUAAGAAUGUAAAGACUACUGAAGCUCACUUUUUAUCAACUAGUGCUCUAGAGAAGGAACUAAAAAGGUUCCUGGAACUAUGGCCUUAUACAACAGUUUGUGUGGAACAAAAUGCAAAGAUUUUGUAUCCUGGCUUCCUGUUGUGAAUAUAUAUCCCAAAUUUCUGAAUUUUGGUAAAUGUUCAUGUGGUGAAAAUGUAGCUAAACUCCUAAAAAAAAAAAAAUCCCUGUGGUGAAAAAACGUUGGUCACCUGAAAAGGUUCCAUCCAAUGUGCUGGUACCCCUGCAAAGUUUCAUGGCAUGGAAAAGCUUCCAACAUCUCUAGAGGUUUUUUUUUUCUAAUGAUUCUUGUGUUGAAUAUAUUGCCCAAAGUGCUGGUAUCCCUGAAAUGGUUCUUGGGAUGAAAAAACUCCCCAAGUUCCUGAAUUCUUCUAAAGGUUCAUGUGUAGCCAAAGUUUUUGACAUUUUCCCAAGGUUCUUGUGCUGAAAAUGUUCCCAAAGUGCUGGUAUCCCUGAAACGGGUCCUGGGAUAAAAAAAAAAAAUCCUCAGUUCCUGACAAGGUUUCUGUGGUAAAAACGUGCCUAUACAGAGAGACGGAGGGAGAGAAAGAAGGAGAGAUAGAAUGCUGGCUUUGUUUAAUGAAAACUGCUCCUUAAAGUCUAUGAAUCAAAACACGGUAUCCAUUUUAAUGACCUUAUAAAUGAUCCAAUUAUCUGACUUAUAAUAGGUGAGGGCAAAUUAGCUCAAAUUGCUUUGAUGCUUUUUUUUUCUUUCAUCCAUCCUGAGUAGGGGGGGAUGGGGAUGAGUGUUCAGUGGAAAACAAAAAAGCUCGGAAAGCCAGCGGCAUUAGAGGAAAUCUAUUUGGGCUGCUAGAGAGUGGAUGGUUCCUGAGAGGCAGAGAUUAUUUCUCUUUACAUCAUUAAAGUGCCACAUUUUAUUCGACUUUAUACAACUUAUACAGGCUUGUGAGUUAAGACGGCGUCCCGGAAGGCUUUCGUUUGUUUGUUGAACGUGAUGUGAACGAGGGAUAGCUUGCUGAUGUUGGCUGCUGCCCAAACCUGUGGCUGUUCUUACUAAUCAUUGUAGAAAUUUCUCUUCUAUGGGAGUUGCACUAAGGAUCUCUCUCUCUCUCUCUCUCUCUCUCUCUCUCUCUCUCUCUCUCUCUCUCUCUCUCUCUCUCUCUCUCUAUCUCUACCUAUCUAUCUAUCUAUCUGCUACAGAACAUCUUUGUCUUCUUGGGUUUCGUUUGCUAUUCACUGUCAGUUGUAAUGAUUUAUUAGCCAGUUGUUGUACAUGUCCUCAUCGGUGUUUACAUGAAUUUGUUAUUUUAAAAAGUUAGUUAUAUUAUUAAAGUUAUUUCUGGAUGUGUUUAUCAAAAUUAAAAAGGGAAAAAGGAGAAGGUUAUGGAGUGGAGAGUUAUUUAAUCUAUAUCACCAGUAACCUUUUUUUUUUGUUCCAUCACUGUCUAUCAGUCUUUGACUUGUUCCUGUCUGUUCUUCCUGUUGAUGUAAAAUCAACAUUUUGUGCUGAUAUUACUGAAACGUAUCUGAUAUGCACUUGUCUCUUAUUAUUAUUAUUAUUUUUUUUAUUUUAAUUUAAUUUUUUUUACCUGUGAAUUUUAACCCAACUAUCAGGGAUUUCUACCUGUCUACAGUAUAUGGUGCAUCUUUCUGUGUGUUUUUUUUCUUUCUGUUGUAGGAGGUGAAGGCAUGAAACAGUUGGAUUCUGGGGGGAAAAGAAAAAAAAAACAGCGCCUAAUCAAAUUAUAUUUUAACACAGAGCAACAGUGAGGGUACAAAAUGUGUGCGUGUGUGUGUGUGUGUGUUUGUUUCAGAGCGUGUGUGUCCCAUAUGUUGUGUCAGAGUAGAUCAAAAGCGGUAUUGAUGAUUUUGCAUCCAGCGACAGAUGGACGCACACACGCGCACACACACACAGACUCGGAACACUCAUCUCAAACCAUUACCUGAUGCACUGUGUGUGUGUGUGUGUGUGUGUGUGUGUGUGUGUGAGAGAGAGAGACUCACCACACAAUCUUUCACAUUUGACUUUUCUCCACUGAUCCACCAUAAAUUAGGUCAUUAUUCAAGGAUGCAGGUCUAAUCAUGUACUGUGUAUAAUGUAUAUUAUCAACUUACUCACUAAGGAAGUCCAGCGAGGCCAUCUGUUUUGUUUUGUUUUCGUCUCUUCAUUCCUGUUAUUUCCAGAUCAAAUAUCAUUUUCUGGAUCAUCGUUAAUUUAUGAGAACACGAUUUGAUCUGAUGUAAUUUAUCCGGAAAAUUACGAGAAAAACUGUCCAGUGAAAGAUAAAGAUUUGUAAAUUCUUCAGCGUCGAGUUCAGUUGUGGAUUUAAGAACAUGGUGCAGAAGAAGUGACACAAUGACUGAUGGCCUCUACGGAUUUCACUAAAGUGCAUCUGUGUUUAUUUAUUUUCUGUUUUUAAUUUUUUUUUUCUGCAGUGAAUCGUCCAUCAGGUUUGAAUGUGAAUCUGAAUUUUUUUUUUUGGAAAUGUUUUUUUUUUUUUUUUUAAAUUCAGUACAUUUCUGUAAUAUAUUCAGUGAUUUAUACUCACGGCAGCUUGUUUUUUGUUUUUAUUUCUCUGGAAAUUUUUGCUUUGAUAAACCAAAAUUGUAUUCCUGUACAUUUUUUAUCAUUCGAGCAGUUUUUCAUUGCUUUUUUUUUUUUAUGACCUUUAUUUAUUUUUUUUCUCUUGGUUGUUUUGCUAUUGAUUAGCCUCAAAACAUGACCAAUUGGAUCACAGUUAUGUCAUCGAAGUCAGAUCGUAGCCACUAGAGGGCCCAAGAUGCUUCAGCUGAAUCUUUUCAGCCACCAGUCCCACCUUCUGUCUCACUGCAGCGUCCAAAAGUGAGUGAUAAGGCGGAUAUAAAAACUUUUGUAAUCUCAGAUCCGGGUUGCCAGAUUUCAACAACAAACAUCCUUCCUGUGAUUUUGUAAUUCUUUCUUUUCUGAGAGUUUCUGGAUGUAUACUAACAUUGCGACAGAACCUACAGGAAGGCAAGAGCAGUCUUGUCAUGUGUGUGUUUUUCUUUUUCUUUUUUUUUUCAAGAGGAUGUGGUUAAGAAAAACACCCACUCAGUGUAAUUGUGUAUGUUUUCAGUGGCUUGGCAUCUCCUCUCUUCUCCUUUCGUGCUCACAUUUCUGCAUUUCUUUCUGCAUUUGUGUCCCAUUCAGGGUUCAAACCACUUCACUAAAAUAUCUUUCUCAGCAGAGCGAGAGGAAAAAAAAAAAAAAAGGCUGAUGUAUUUACACAAAAGUACGCAGACAUUUAAAUGACUUUUUUUUCCUCCUCUGUGGGUAAAGAUGAAAGAGUGUACAUUUAAGAAUUAAUAAGAAAGACCCUUUUGUUCUGUAUAUGAAUGGCUCUAUGUUAACCUGAACAGAAAAUUAAUGAACUCUAUGACAAAGAAACUAUAAUAAAUUAAUUUUAAAAUUGUCA
This is a messenger RNA of Tachysurus fulvidraco (yellow catfish), 11181 nucleotides long. RefSeq names its product beta-1,4-mannosyl-glycoprotein 4-beta-N-acetylglucosaminyltransferase b (gene mgat3b). Gene Ontology annotation, biological process: protein N-linked glycosylation; N-acetylglucosamine metabolic process. Bases 928 to 2715 code for a protein of 595 amino acids. Gene Ontology annotation, cellular component: membrane. The transcript is spliced from 4 exons. Gene Ontology annotation, molecular function: beta-1,4-mannosylglycoprotein 4-beta-N-acetylglucosaminyltransferase activity. The record is from RefSeq and is a predicted model, not a curated record. NCBI's taxonomy places the organism in Eukaryota, Metazoa, Chordata, Actinopteri, Siluriformes, Bagridae.